Molecule: messenger RNA, 1812 nt
Organism: Gigantopelta aegis
Lineage: Eukaryota; Metazoa; Mollusca; Gastropoda; Neomphalida; Peltospiridae
Product: carboxylesterase 1C-like
Exons: 2
Coding region: 1-1812 (603 amino acids)
Source: RefSeq, a predicted model, not a curated record
AUGAUCUGGUUGUUGUGUUCUUUGGCUGUACUGACGCUGGAUGUCGGCGCACAGAGAGGUCCUGUGGUUACCACCACCCUAGGGCAGAUCGAAGGCCGGGUUCGUAGGGUUCAGAAUGAAGCAGUGUUCACGUUUGUCGGAAUCCACUAUGCAGUGGCACCCAUUGGACGAUUGAGGUUCAAAAAGCCAGUGCCCAGAAGAGCGUGGUAUGGUGUUUUGGACGCGACACGAUUCGGUCCGUCGUGUGCACAAAGAGGAAAUACAAGAUGGCUGCCUAACAGAGAAACAAGCGAAGAUUGUUUGCUGUUGAAUAUCUAUGUUCCUCGUACUCUGACUCCAGCUCGACCAAGAGCUGUGAUGGUAUGGAUACACGGAGGAGGUUUUGUGGUAGGGCAAGGAAUGGGGAGCGAUGGAACGAGAUUGUCUCUAGUGGGAGAUGUCAUAGUGGUGACCGUCAACUAUAGACUGGAUGUGUUCGGGUUCAUUUACACAGGUGAUCGCGAGUCUCCGGGUAAUUACGGACUUUGGGAUCAACAGAUGGCUAUCCAAUUUGUCAAGGACAACAUUGCUUCAUUCGGUGGAGAUCCAAACAGAAUUACGAUAUUCGGAGAAUCUGGAGGAGGAUAUAGUGUGGGAAUUCACGCUGUUAUUCCAUCAAGUCGAGGACUGUUUCAGCGAGCUAUAUGUGAAAGCGGAGUUGGAAUAUCUCCCCGUGCUUUGGCGUUCGACCCAAUUAGCUUCACAAGAAGACUCAGUGACAAUCUCGGCUGCACGAGACUUGAUGCUCGUGGACAGCUCGACACCAAUGCAUUUAUGACCUGUCUCAGGACGCAGCAGACACGAAGGAUUCUUGAAGCAUCUGCACGCGCUAGAACUCCAACAAAGCUAGCAUGGCGUCUGGAAAUUGCACCUGUGGUGGAUGGAGAGUUGGUUCCGGAUAGACCAGACUAUCUGAUCAGUGAAAACAACCGUCAGUACUAUAAUCCCAUGCCCACUAUCGAUUUCAUGGCUGGUAUCAAUGACGCAGAGGGAGGGCUUGUCCGCUGGCCUCUGAGAAAUUUCCAAAGAAAUUUAAAUUUUGAUAUUUCUCAAGGGAUUCCGAGAAGAGUGUUCUGCGACAACAUAGCGCCAAGCAUCGCAAUGGAUUAUUUCAAUGGAUCUCAGGCAAUAGCCCAGGCAAUAUGCAGGCAGUACUCCAAUGAGUCCCUGUCAGAUGCCGAACAGGCCAGGCAGGUCGUUAACAUGUAUGGAGAUAUGAUGUUCGUGGCUCCUACAGAACUCUCAAACUUGAUCCACGCAAGAAAUAACCAAAACCAUACAACCUAUCAGUACCUCUUCACGGAGACGCGAGGUGGUGCCCAGGGCUGGUUCCGGGGGGCUAAUCACGGUGCGGAGCUGGCAUACGUAUUUGGAUCACCCCGUGUAGCUAACAGAGCGUUGUCGGUGCAGAUGAUGAACUACUGGGCAAACUUUGCUAAGUUUGGAAAUCCAAACGGUCAACGUGGGUCAGUAAAUGUCCAGUGGCCCGCAUUCAACGUGUCUUACAAAGGUUACAUACGACUAGGUGGAGGAGUUAGUGCACAGAAUGACCUGUGGCCAGGACGACUGCAAUUCUGGCUAAGUGACAUCCCUCGUCUGAGACAAGGCGCCGGGCUGGUUCCUAGAUCAACAACCAUCGCUCCACGAACGCCAGUUGUCCCUAGCGGAUCGUUGCCGAACAAUCCCGGAAGUCCACAGACGUCUGGCACAGGAUCAUUCUAUUGGUCAGUAUCGAUGAUGAUCACGUGGCUUGCUGUAUUCUAUCUUCAUUAG